UGUAAAGUCAGACCAUUGAGAUUUGACAACCGUAAAAUUAUGACAUGAGAUAGAAGCGAGUGACCAAAUAACAUAUUUUUUCUCAAUUCAUAAUUGUUUUUCCUAUAUAUUGAUUAUAAUAAUAACGAAUAAUGGGUAACUGGAAGUUAGAAGUUGCAAGAAUGGCUAUGUAUACCUCUUUUCCCGUGGCUUUAUUUUUCUAUUUCAAUCAACCUGCAUACUUUGAGGAAUGGGUCACUAAUACGAAACGGCAAAUAAUUCCGCCAGAAAAUCCACAAAAUCGAGAAGCAAUUCAGAAGCUUAUACAAGAUAUGAGAAAGAAACAGAUGCGUGUCGUGGAGGAAGAAUAAUUGUCUAAUUUUAUAAAUAUUAGGUUAAUUUGUGUAAAUAAAUAUUCUUAGUUUUUAGUGACUUC
Molecule: messenger RNA, 415 nt
Organism: Danaus plexippus (monarch butterfly)
Lineage: Eukaryota; Metazoa; Arthropoda; Insecta; Lepidoptera; Nymphalidae
Product: protein PET100 homolog, mitochondrial
Exons: 1
Coding region: 132-350 (72 amino acids)
Biological process (GO): mitochondrial respiratory chain complex IV assembly
Cellular component (GO): mitochondrial inner membrane; mitochondrion
Source: RefSeq, a predicted model, not a curated record